UAUGGCUUAUAGUGUCCAUAUUUUUUGUCUUGUCUACUUUGUCUUGUGGGUGUACAGUUAGUGGUUAUGUGUAAUAAAGUCCUCAUACACUUACUACUUGAGCUCAACACUAUCAGUAGCUAUACUGUAUCUUUGAUGUAUGGUCAAUGGACUGAUUAGAUUGAUUAAAAUGGUCUGAAACAAGGAUAUUGUUCAACAAUACACUUUUCAUGAUAGAUGCUGAGUACAAGAAACAUUCUUGUACAUGUGUGUAGUUGUGUAUCUUCUAUUGGAUAAUCUGAAUUAGAAACUUGUGUUGUGGGAAAUGAAUCAACAAAAUGCAUGUGGACAUGUAUGUCAAACCUCUCUUACAUGUUGACAUUACUCUAGGGGAUUAUAGUUACACAGGAAUUUUAUUCUCUCAACAUUGAUGUGUUCAUUAACUUUGAAAAUGUCUUGAGUUUUGUUGCAACUGAAAAUAAAAUGUUUGAAUAUAAUCUAGAAUAAUUGGCUUGAACAGCUGGAAGUAUUCUGAGGGCGGAGGACAUGAUGCGUGGUUAUAUUUAUAAGGAACAGAGGCUGUUAUUCCUGGUCGUAUCCAAGCCAACUUAUGUUUGUGGAAAGUUGUUCUUCUAACUACUGAAAUGUUUAUCCAGAGGGGAUUUUUGUUUACCUGCGAUAAUUAAAUUGUUUAUAAUUGAAGUUAAUAAUAACCUUACGUAAACUGACAUGUCUAACCUAGGAUGAAGGAAGUCAGUGAUGUAUUCAUUCCCUGCUAACAAACAGUGUGAUCAUACUCAAGCAAGGUCAGAAAAAAGCAGACAGAGCAAUGAUAAAGCACAAAAUCCAGAAGAAUCCUUAACAAUUAUGAAGCGUGGCCAGCGUUGGAGGUGCUUGGUCCCGUUAACGUUUUUCUUUGGUAUAUUAUUCUAUUGUAAUCAGUCAUUAUGGGAAACAUUGAGUAUAGGAGCUAAGCCUAUCAAUAAUGUAAUUGCUGGAAGUGGAUUCCGGAAGUUAUUGGAAGAAAAUGGAAAAAUAAUAGACAAAUCACAUCCAAUCGGAGCAAUAAAACAGUUUCCAAAAUGUGUGAUUAUUGGAGUGAGGAAAUGUGGAACCCGAGCUCUUUUGGAAUUCUUGGAUCUUCAUAGCGGCAUUCAGUCAACGUAUCAUGAAGUUCAUUUCUUUGAUGAUGACAAAAAUUAUAAUCAAGGAUUAGAAUGGUACCGUAAAAAUAUGCCUUAUUCGUUGCCAGGCCAAAUAACUAUUGAAAAAACACCACGUUAUUUUAUAUCACAUGGUGUACCAUAUAGGAUUAAACGACUUAAUAGUGAUAUGAAAAUAAUUGUUUCAUUGCGUCAUCCAACUAUACGCGUAAUAUCAGACUACACUCAAAUAUAUUAUAAUAAGUUAAUGAAGAAUGAAACACCAGAUAGAUUCGAAACUAUGGCACUGGAUCCAGACACUGGUGAAUUAAACAUGAGAUAUAAAGCUUUACAAAUCAGCAUAUAUCAUCAUAACUUUGCUCGGUGGCUAAAGAUAUUCCCAAAGAAUCAAAUUCAUAUUGUGGAUGGUGACAAUCUAAUCAUUGAUCCAGUAUCAGAGAUACGAAAAAUAGAGAAAUUCCUUGGAUUAGCACAUGAAAUAACAUAUGACAAACUGUAUUUUAAUACAACACGUGGAUUUUAUUGUAUGCGUGUGAAUUCCACAAUGGAAAGAUGUUUAGGUGCCAGUAAAGGCAGGCGCCAUCCUGACAUUGAUCCAAAUCUCAUAACAAAAUUCAACAAAUUUUUCCGACCUCACAACGAACGACUUUUUAAAAUGAUUAACAGACGAUUCCCUUGGUCUUGACCUGGGUUCAUGUAUUAAACAUAAAACUAGAAAGGUGUGUGUCAUAGUGCAAUCAUACAUAUUCUAUGUCUGGAAUUAAUGUUAUUCGCAAUGAUAUAUAUCUAUUCCAUAUUUUUGACAUUUAGUCUUGGAUGUUUGAAUAUAUGUAUAAUAUUUGGAGUGUGUACCUUAACAUGCUGUGGCAUAAUUCAAAUAACUAUCUAUUUAUGCAUUAUUCAUUAUAGAACAAUCUUACAAAAAUGGUUUUGUGGGGAAAUCUUGUAUAAUGUUAGGGUGCCCCACCAUAUAUAAAUAUCUCCAAAUAUCUCAACAAUUACACCACAAUAUUUUUAUUUAUAUACCAAGCCUUAAAUCAGUUUCGCACAUUUAUAGUCACUAAAUAAACGGUCAUGUUGUACUUAAUAAGCUAUGACCAUUUAACCAUCCAUAAAUAAUAGACUGAAAAAUGGUUACAAGUGUCGGCCAUAACAUCCAGGCACUUCUGAGUAAAAAAUAGGCUACAUGCUCUUGUUUUGAAAUUAGUCUCGCUUGACCAGUCUACCGACCAUUCUAUGUCUGAUUGACAGGCCGGGAUAAUCAAGACUACUUUUUUUACGAAACAUAACAGAAUUUAGAAACAUGCACGUUAGGCAACUCAACAAUUGUUUUAAGAACCUUGUAAAAUUAAAACUACUGCUAGUAUCAUAUUCUUGCCUAACACGAGUGUUUCAGAGAUAUUAUUUGUACUUAACCAAAAGAUGCCUCUCCUAAUGGUAUAGUUAAUGAUAAAGCAAUUUAAAAAAUAAAACGAACAUAAUUUCUAAAGCUGCUGUAAUAACCAAAAAGCUAAAUAUUACUGCUGUAACAUUUGAAAGAUGUGUAGAGAAUUUCAUGUGCGAUGGCUAUCUAUAGACUCAUAGACUCCAGCGCUGAGUGUAAAUCGCACUGCGUGAUUAGCCAGGAAUCACUUUGAGACGAGCCACUGAAGUGUGCACAUUUGUUGUGUUGAGUUAAACUUUCUGUAGGGAAAAUUUUCGCUGCAGGGGGCACCCUAAAAAUGUGUCAAGUAAGGAAUGUUAUUAUAAAGUGCUAUGGAUAAAUAAUUAUUAUUACAAUAAUUUCAAGAGUUUAUCCCUUCUUAUACAUAUUUAUACAAUUUGUUAUGAUACACGUAUAUAGAUCAAAACUCUGGAAAAUUUGAAUGUCUCUAAGCCGCCUACAUGCAUAAUCUCAGAAGAUAAAGAUAAAAGAAUCAAGUUGCUUUAGAGAACUUAAAAAGAAAAUAUAGAUAACAUAAUACAUUUGAUAGUCCCUAAUUCUGUGUAACAUCUUUGAAGAACAUCUUAAGUUGCAUUUAAGUUUGUGUUCAACUUUGUAUAUUAUUUAUAUAUCAGGGAUGUAUAGUUUUCAUAUUUUUGCAUCCAUAAGAUACUUUUCCAGCUCAUUUGUUUGCUAAACAUUUACGGUGAUUUAUUUUAAUAUAAGUUCUAUGAUUACCAGAAGGGCCUACAGUAUUUUUGGUAUUCAUGUAAAAGUUAGGGUUUUGUCGACACCUUUCUGCAAAUUUUUUAUAGACACUCUCUUUAGUCAGGUGUGCACUUAUCACUUUUAAAAGCAGCUUGUUUCGCUCUUGUUCCACUCAGAGUUAUAUGAUUAUGUUAUAGGUCAUUACUAUUGGGACUGUUAUGGUCUGACCUCCUUGACUUUAAAUUAUUUCAAAUUAUGCAUUAUAUUUUGACAUUGACAUCAAAUAUGUCUAAACAAAACUAAAUUUUUAAUAAAGAAAUUGAUGUUGCUUUCCAUUAUGUAAAGUCUAGGGCCCCCUCCUGGUAAAUACUGGGUCCCAUGGGUUCUAAUAGGUUUAUUUGGCCAAAGACCAGCCUUAGGUGCACAUGGGCAUAUUUUGGUGAUUGUGGUAAACUACUAUUUUUACUAUCAGGGCUUUCUGUUGUGAAUAACCAUCUUCCCGCACACCAUUUUUAUGAGUACAACCGGCUGUUGUAGUAUAAACAUCUAUCGUAAAUGGAACAAUCAAAAUAACUCCCAAGCAGGUGAUAUCUCAAGUGAUGGUGUCUGAGAACUAAAGAAAUAACAGAUUAUUCAGUAUUUAUAAUUUGGAUAAUAAAAUUUCAUAUCAUAAUAAAUUUAUAAGCAUAAUAAUAUAUCCUAAUAUUAGUCGAAACAUACCAUGUUUUUUUCUUAAAUGAAUUACUAAAUAGGUCCCGGUUUUAUUAUGGAAAAUAAUUAUAUAAUUAUGAUUAAUGUUACCAAUAAUGGGGUUUAAUGCAUAAUUUAUCAAUGAUAUUAGGAAAUACAGAAAAGUCAAGAUGUAUCAUGAUAAAUUAUCUCAAAUAAGUGCAAUCUGAAAUAUUCAUAUUCUUAUAAUUUAGUUAGCGAUAUGAUUAAUAUUUAUUAUGAUUGUAUGUUUUAUAUUGUCAGUUAUAUUGAUUGAUUUAUAAACUAUUUAAUUCCUGGCUGUUUACUUAUAAAAAUUAAGCUAAUGACUAUAAAUUUAUAGUUCUAAUCAAAAGAAGGUUAACCUCUAAGCUCAUAUAUUCAGAUACAGAGAUCAAGACUUUGAAAUUGUAAAUCUGGCAAUGCCUGGUUCACCCAUUGAGACAAUAUUGAACACCAUUUUAAAAGUCUAUUAUUCCAGCAAUGAAUUUAAUUUAUUUCUUCUUUUUUUUCACACAUUCUGUGUGUUAAUAGAAAAAAAGAACUACAGAAACAAAAAUUUAUUUACAGUAGAAAAUUAUGAUUGAUUGUCAAACUAAUAUAAGGGGGGAUAACUCUAGAAAGAUGCUUGACUACAGUCAAAUUAUUUUGUAUAAAAACAUUUCUGUAAGUACAUGUAUAAUUGUUAUGUCAAUAAAAUUAAGUAAUUGUUAUAAACAAAAUCUCUUGUAUAUAAUGAUAAUCAAUUAAAUUGUAGAUUUUUCUUAAUGAAUUUGGAAAAAAUCUCAUAAUAAUAUAAAAUACUUAUUUAAUGGUAAUUGCUUGAUGCAACUUCAAAUUACCUAAAUUGCAUUUCUGUUUGUUAUUGUUUUCCAUAUGUUAAAUAGUCAUUUCUGCUGACAUGAUAUAUAAUGUAAAAUGCUUUUUUAAAAUUUGAACAAAUGAUAUAGAAUGAUGUAUCCUUAUUUUGUAGAUCAUUUAGAUGGUAGGCCCUACUACUACAUGUCACUUACUUCCUAUUUUCUUACCUCUUGGCUCCUAAAUGUAUAAAAUACAUGUAAACUUACUUUUCAAAAAUUAUGGGAAAAACAUACGUGUACAUGUGUAGUGUUUAAUCAUCUCACAUAUAUCAAAGUCUGUAUUAGAAUUUGGGACCAUUUACACAAAUAGUGGUUAGUAAUCUACCACAGUACACCGUAGGUUCUUGGCAAUAUAUUAAACCCGUGUAACUUCCUUUUUGAUAUUAUGCAGGUGGUAUUUAAGAUUUGGUAACAUUAAAAAACACAAUUUAAAUGUCUUAUUAAACUUUCAGAGUCGGUGUCUAAGUAUUUAAUUACCCGUACAAAGAAUUAGUCUUUGUAGAGACUGUCAGUGCUAAAGUGUGUAUUUUAUUAUGUAUGAAUACUAUGAAUCAUGAUGUUGAUUUUAAGUUUAGAAUGAUGAUAAAGGUUAUUAUGAAAUGUACAUGUAUAGGGUAUCAUUUUUGAAGAGCUUAUCGUUAGAUACCAUAUAUGUGUUUCGUACAAGUAAUUUGAAGAAGGCAAACAAACAAAAACUAUACCAAAUUGCAUUUAAAAAUUAUUUGUUUGUUACAAUAUUUAUCUUCUUGUGUUUACAGCUAUUUUGUUCUCUUUUUUUUUCUCUCCUCUGUUACAUAAUUUGUACAUAGUCCCAUUUCAUUCAAAAUGUAUAUUACAUACAUUUAAGCAAUAUUUUGUAAAAUGAUAAAUUUAAUCUUAAUAAGGUUAGAUUGAAACAAUUUGUUUUCUUUUGAAAAACUUGUAAAACUACAUCUAGUCAUAAAUGGACCUUUCUUGGUUAUGUUUUCAUUUUUCGAAAACUCAGAUGAAAUAAAACAUAUAAAAAUCA
Molecule: messenger RNA, 5850 nt
Organism: Patella vulgata (common limpet)
Lineage: Eukaryota; Metazoa; Mollusca; Gastropoda; Patellidae
Product: heparan sulfate glucosamine 3-O-sulfotransferase 5
Exons: 2
Coding region: 739-1827 (362 amino acids)
Molecular function (GO): [heparan sulfate]-glucosamine 3-sulfotransferase activity
Source: RefSeq, a predicted model, not a curated record